Messenger RNA from Chrysoperla carnea, 3445 nucleotides. Its product is annotated as collagen alpha-1(IX) chain-like. Bases 20 to 3082 code for a protein of 1020 amino acids. The transcript has 17 exons. The record is from RefSeq and is a predicted model, not a curated record. NCBI's taxonomy places the organism in Eukaryota, Metazoa, Arthropoda, Insecta, Neuroptera, Chrysopidae.
UGAAAAAAAGUUUGAAAUAAUGUACCAGAAAAACCAGUGGUACAUUUUAUUAUCGAUUAAUGUUUGUCUACUUCUACAAUCGAUCAAGUUUGGUUUAGCACAAGAAUCCACGCCCUCAUCAUCGAAUGAAGUCAUCUCCUCAAAUGAAAUAUUACCAUACGAGCGUACAAACGGGCCAUGUGCAAAUUUUAAACCGGGCGAUGAUGAUCUACAAACAUCCGAUUUUAUACGACAAUUUCGUUUAGACAUCUCUACAGUUGGUUUGGAUUAUCGACACGGUAUAAGUCGUGUACGCGGUUCAAAUCGUAUGCAAACUGCAUUCCGUUUGGAUAAAGAUGCAAAUUUAACGUUACCAACACGUCAUGUAUUUCCGCAAGGUUUACCCGAUCAAUUUUCAUUUGUUUGUACGUAUCGUCAAAGGCGGUUAUAUAAAACACCGUGGCAUUUAAUUCGUGUAUUGGAUUUGGAAGAGAAACCACAAUUUUUGAUAACACUGAAUCCACGAAGACAAUCGAUUGAAUUUUCGAUUAUUAAUUAUGAAGGCAGAUUACAGACGUUAAUUUUUCCAAAUGUUCAUGUAUUUGACAAAGGCUGGCAUAAAAUGCAUUUUGGUGUAUUUCGUGAUCAUGUCAAUUUGUAUUUAGAUUGUGUAAAUACAUCAUCAGCAUUGUUGGAGCCUCGAGGUAAUAUUGAUAUCAAUGGUGAAAUAUCAAUAUCGAAAUUUACGAAUUCAAAACAAACUGUACCGAUCGAUCUACAAUGGAUGGUUUUAAGCUGUGAUCCAUCACAACCUGAUCGAGAACUAUGUGAUGAAAUUCCUAAAUAUGCAGUCCCUGCCGCAACAAUUCAGCCCAAAUGUGAUGUAUUAUGCCCACAAGGGCCACCUGGCUUAAACGGUACAAACGGCCGUCCUGGCAAACCAGGACCAAUUGGUAGACCUGGACAACCAGGCCGAUUGGGUAAACCAGGACAAAAGGGUGAAAGAGGUGAUAUUGGUCCACAAGGAUAUCCUGGAAUUGCUGGAAAGCAAGGAUUACCUGGACCACGUGGUCCUCAAGGAAUACCAGGAACUCCAGGCAAAGAUGGUGUACCAGGAAUACCAGGUGACAAAGGUGAAAAAGGGGAAGCAGGAUUUCGAGGAUUAAAAGGGGAACCAGGUUCUGAUGGAGCACCUGGACAGCCAGGAAUAGAAGGUCCACCUGGUCCCCGGGGAUUACCAGGUUUGGGAGCGGCAAACGCUGGUGAAUUAGUACCUGGACCUCCGGGACCUCCAGGACCGCAAGGACCUAUAGGUCCUUCUGGUGCAGAUGGGCAACCAGGACGACGAGGUUUUGAUGGCAGGCCUGGACAAAUUGGACUUCCUGGCAAAGAUGGAUUAAAUGGAAGACCUGGUUUGAAGGGGGAACGUGGAGAUCCAGGCUACGUAGGCCCACGAGGUCCACCAGGUCCAGCGGGACCCCCUGGGCUACCUGGUAUAAUUGGUACACAAGUUGGCGGUGAAGGAAUACCAGGUUUACCAGGGCCAAUUGGCCCACCUGGAGAGCCAGGACUGACAGGGCUAAUAGGUGAUAAAGGUUCGAAAGGAGACAUGGGUUCACCUGGAGAAGCGGGCCCAAAAGGUGAUAAAGGUGAUCGAGGUGAUCCUGGCUUCCCUGGCCAAGACGGAUUGCGUGGUUUACCCGGCCGUCCUGGUGCCCAAGGUGAAAUUGGACAAAAAGGUGAACAAGGCUUUAUAGGACCAAUUGGAUUACAAGGUGCACGAGGGGCUACUGGAUUACCAGGACCAAUUGGAGUACCCGGUACACCGGGAGCUCCAGGUCAGAAGGGAGACACAGGUGCCCCUGGUAUACCUGGUUUGCCUGGAAAUGUGGCUUCUGCAGGUAUACCCGGGCCGCCAGGUCCCGUUGGGCCACCAGGACCACAAGGUGACGAAGGCUUACCAGGAGUUAAAGGUGAUAUUGGACCACCUGGUGCAGUUGGUUUACCCGGGCCACAAGGUUUACCAGGCCAAAUUGGAUUCCAAGGAAAUGAUGGUUUGCCUGGCAAACCAGGAGAGCCUGGUCCAAUAGGUCCUCGUGGUCAAGACGGUGCACCUGGAGUGAAUGGAAGAGAUGGACUUCCAGGGGCAGUCGGUCCUCAUGGUCCCAAAGGUGAUAGAGGCUCGAAUGGUGAACAAGGACCAGUUGGACCUAGAGGAGUUCCUGGGAAUAUGGGACUAGUUGGACUUCCUGGAUCACCUGGACCACAAGGUAUACCUGGCAUACCCGGACAACCUGGCCCCUCGGGACCUCCAGGCCCACCAGGACCACCAGGAGACAGCUCAUCAUUACAACAUACCGUUUAUUCAGAACAUGGAGGCGUUCCCGGAGCGUCUGGACCUAGGGGUAAUCCUGGUCCGCCUGGAUUACCAGGUGAACGUGGAGCAUCAGGAGAACGAGGUCCAGAAGGUCCACAAGGAUUACCAGGUAUGCCAGGUAAAGAAGGACCACCUGGAUUACCUGGACCACCAGGCCAACGGGGACAACCGGGAAUGCAUGGAACACCGGGACCUCCAGGCCGCAGUUUUACUGAAAGUGAAGUACGAGAUAUUUGCGCAGCUGUAUUACGAGAUCAAUUAGCAGAAUUGAGUGCCACUUUAACUGGACCACCAGGACCACCUGGACGUAGUAAACCAGGACGUCCAGGUCCACCAGGUCUACAGGGACCUCCAGGUGAUCAAGGAGUGCCAGGAUUACAAGGUGAAAGAGGAUUCCCUGGUGUACCAGGUCCAGCUGGCCCACCCGGGGAACCUGGCGGACACGGUGAACGCGGUGAUAAAGGUGAACGUGGUCCGGAAGGUGUUGGUGUUGAAGGACCAAUGGGACCAAGAGGUGCUCCAGGACCACCGGGACAUGACGGAAUUGGUUUGCCAGGACGGACUGGAGACCGUGGAGAACCAGGACGGCCAGGUACUCAAGGAGUUGCUGGACCACCAGGUCCUCAAGGACCACCAGGUUUUUGUGAAUUUUGUAAUUAUGCUGGUCCAAAUGCGUAUCCCACAUAUUAUCGCAGUGGUGGAACUGAUAAAGGACCAAGUAAAUAAUAGACAAAUUGUGUUAUUACAAUAGUGUUGGGAUGAAUGUUUCUGAUUCAGGAAUGAAUUGAUUCCGUUAGAUUUAUAAUUUAUCCAAAUGAGCCAAUCAAAUGUAGUUCCAUUUUGUUGCUCUUAAUUAUUAAUUUCACUCAUUUUUCUUCUAAUAAUGUGAAUGUCAAAAUAAUUCGUUUCAAUAAAUUGACUCAAAUGAAUCAAUUCAGCUCAUGUAAGGUUUUAUUGAAUUGAAUCAAAUCCUGAAUCAGAGCUAACUAGUCCAACGCUAAUACGUGGAAACCACAAGGCUAGUUUUUUAAACUUAAAGAUAAAUCAGAAUUUCCUGAAAUCAAUCAUUGAAAAAUUCGAUGAAAUCGA